Neurospora crassa OR74A is the source of this 2057-nucleotide messenger RNA. Its product is annotated as monooxygenase. Gene Ontology annotation, molecular function: NADP binding; N,N-dimethylaniline monooxygenase activity; flavin adenine dinucleotide binding. The record is from RefSeq and is a predicted model, not a curated record. The coding region runs from base 182 to 1936 and encodes 584 amino acids. NCBI's taxonomy places the organism in Eukaryota, Fungi, Ascomycota, Sordariomycetes, Sordariales, Sordariaceae. The transcript has 3 exons.
UUGGAAGUUCUGUCCUGUCGUUCCCAUAGAACCCUAAAGGUGUGAAUGAGUGAGUAGGGUUCUCAAAUCUCAACCACCCAUCCUCUUUCUCCUCUUGAAACAAUUCAUUCCACUUCAUCAUAGAUCCUUUCCUCCCUCCGUUAGUUGAGUGACGUCACCAUCCGGACACACCACCACAAGAAUGGCAUCCCACUCCUCAAUCUCACCCAAAGACCCCGUCUUCUCCUACUCCCAAUUCGCCUGUAUCGGCAGCGGCUUUUCCGGCAUCGCCCUCGGCGCCACCCUGCAGCGCUGGUACGGCAUCACCGACAUCCGCUUCUUCGAGAAGCAGUCCCAGCUCGGCGGCACCUGGCACAUCAACCAGUAUCCGGGCUGCGCAUGCGACAUACCCUCGGCGCUCUACUCGCUCUCGUUCGAGUGCAAUCCCAACUGGACGCGCGUACUGCCCACCUACGCCGAGCUGUGGGAGUACAUCAACGGCGUGGCGCGCAAAUAUGACUUGCUCGACAAGAUGACGUUCGGCGCCGCGGUGGAGCGCUGCGUCUGGAUCGAGGACAAGGGAAGGUGGAGGAUGUGGAUCAGGCAGAAACAGACGGGCCAGGUGAUUGUGCAUGAGUGCCAGUUUUUAUAUAGUGCUGUUGGAUUCUUUGAUCAGCCGCGGGAGUUGGAGAUCCCAGGGGCGGAAAGAUUCCAAGGACCCAUGUUUCACUCGGCGAGAUGGCGGCAUGAUGUCGAUCUGACGGGGAAAAGGGUGGUGGUGUUCGGCAACGGGUGCACGGGGUCGCAGAUCGUGCCGGCCAUCGUGGACAAGACGGCGAGCUUGACGCAGGUGGUGCGGUCCAAGCAUUGGGUGUAUCCGCCCAUUGACGAGAAGGUGCCGUUCUGGCUAAUGUUCACGUUGGCCAACGUCCCCGGCACGAUGCAGCUCCAACGAUUCCUAAUGUUCAUCAAGAUGGAGGUGGAAUUCAUUGGAUUUGGGGACGGGAAAUUUGCCAAGGCGUUCCGGAAGAAGAGGCAGAGGCAGGUGGAAGCCUACAUGCGGGCGAUGGCACCCGAGAAGUAUCAUGACCUGUUGAUCCCGGACUUUGAGGUCGGCUGUAAGAGGAGGAUAUUCGACUCUGGGUACCUGAAGAGCCUGCACAACGAGCAUCUGAGGUUGACAGAUGAGCCGGUGGAGGAGAUAUUGCCGCAUGGGCUGAAAAUGAAGAGCGGUGAGAUCAUUGAAGCCGAUGUCAUCGUCAUGGCCAAUGGCUUCAAGACGAAUGAGUUCUUCCUCGACUGCGAUAUUGUCGGUCUUGGGGAGGAGACCAUCCAUGAACAUUGGACGUCGUUUGGCGGCGCUGAGGCGUACAACUGUGAAAGUCUCAGCGGAUUUCCCAACUUUUUCCUGCUGGGAGGUCCAAACGUAGCAACAGGCCACACCUCGUUCCUCAUCGCCGUCGAAAACGCCAUCAACUACUCGCUGCGAGUCAUCGAGCCGCUUCUUAAAGGCAAGGGAAGUGUGGCCGAAGUGAAGCGCGAAGCAGAAGAGAAGUACGUCCAAACGUUGCACCGCGCCCUACAGGACACCGUUUUCUCCACCGGAUGCAGCAGCUGGUAUAAUCGUACCGUGGACGGCAAGAAACCGUGGAACGCUUCGGCCUACCCGUGGUCCCAAGCCCACCACUGGUACUCGUGUUUGUUCCCGUCGUGGAAGGAUUGGAGGCUUAGUGGCCAAACGGGAAAGAACAAGAUCGUCAGACAAAGUCACACUCUGACCCGACUGUUGACUCUAACGACCUUUACUUUGGGGAUGGUAUACUGGUCAAGGAAAAAUCCUAACACGGUGCUGGCUUCUUUGCUCGCGCAACCGAAAACUAUUUUGCCAUGGCUAGCAGGAGCCGCGGUUCAGUCCGGCACUGAGGCCUUUGCGGUGAUAAGGGGAGUUUGGAGGUAAAAGCGUAGGGAGAAACGAGUUUGGGGGAACUUGAAGUGACGAACUGCAGUGGAAGCCCAGCUCAGCUUGGUUGUAUGACAAACACAUCAUUGAUAGGCCAUUGGAUUCAUAUCGCAUCUUG